AUUAACAUAUUUUUGUGAUCUCCCCUUCCUCAUCCAAUGUACCUUCUAUAUAAACCUAGUUAUCCAAGAUUUUUUUUUAGACUCUUAUUAACAUCCCAAACACCAAUAAUAUCCAAUUUCUUAUCAUAUAAAAUGGAAUUUUCAUCCCCUAAAACUCAAUAUCCAAAUUUCAAUUUCUUCCAAGAUCAAUCAUCAUUACCAUGGAAUGAUGAUCAACAUUUCUUAGAUGAAUAUUUGACUAAUAUCGACCAAAACAACGAUCAUUUUCUACCAGAAAGUACUUCUUCAUUCUUAACCUCGAACGAAAGUUAUAGAUGGGAAGUUUCCUCCUCCAACCUACAUCAAUUACCAAGAAGUUGUUCAUCCUCAAACGAUACGAAUUCCUCUAAAGAAAGCAAUAAUCAUCAUGAAAUCGACGAGGUCACGUCUCAUCACCAUGAUAAGAAUAACUCCACCAAACACUACAUAGGAGUUAGAAAGAGACCAUGGGGAAAAUAUGCAGCGGAAAUAAGGGAUUCAACAAGAAAUGGGAUUAGGGUUUGGUUAGGAACAUUUAAUACUUGUGAAGAAGCUGCUUUAGCGUAUGAUCAAGCUGCACUUACAAUGAGAGGUCCAUUGGCACUUUUAAAUUUUCCAAUGGACAAAGUAAGAGAAUCACUUGAAAAUAUUAAGUAUAUUUGUGAAGAUGGGAUUUCACCAGCUGCUGUUUUAAAGGCAACAAAUAAAAUGAGACGUGUUAAACAUAAGAGAAAUAGGAAGAAGAGAAAUGUUUUGGUUUUUGAAGAUUUGGGUGCUGAAUUGUUAGAUGAACUUUUGAUGAGUACUUCCUCUAAUUAGAAUUAUUAUUCUUCUACUUGUUUGUACAUAAAAAUUGCUUCUAUUUUGUUUUCAUUGUCACUCACUCACUACAUGUGUAUAGUUAUGUAUAGUUCAUGUGGUGUUCAGAAUUCAUCGAUUCGAUUAUUCUAAAGAAAAAAACGCUCUCUAUCAGAGAAUUAA
Molecule: messenger RNA, 999 nt
Organism: Solanum pennellii
Lineage: Eukaryota; Viridiplantae; Streptophyta; Magnoliopsida; Solanales; Solanaceae
Product: ethylene-responsive transcription factor 1B-like
Exons: 1
Coding region: 37-837 (266 amino acids)
Biological process (GO): regulation of DNA-templated transcription; ethylene-activated signaling pathway
Molecular function (GO): DNA binding; DNA-binding transcription factor activity
Source: RefSeq, a predicted model, not a curated record